This is a messenger RNA of Pelodiscus sinensis (Chinese soft-shelled turtle), 2790 nucleotides long. NCBI's taxonomy places the organism in Eukaryota, Metazoa, Chordata, Testudines, Trionychidae. The record is from RefSeq and is a predicted model, not a curated record.
ACCUCGGUCGUCAGCACUACGGCUCCGGACACGACUACCUCGGUCGUCAGCACUACGGCUCCGGACACGACUACCUCGGUCGUCAGCACUACGGCUCCGGACACGACUACCUCGGUCGUCAGCACUACGGCUCCGGACACGACUACCUCGGUCGUCAGCACUACGGCUCCGGACACGACUACCUCGGUCGUCAGCACUACGGCUCCGGACACGACUACCUCGGUCGUCAGCACUACGGCUCCGGACACGACUACCUCGGUCGUCAGCACUUCGGUCGUCAGCACUACGGCUCCGGACACGACUACCUCGGUCGUCAGCACUACGGCUCCGGACACGACUACCUCGGUCGUCAGCACUACGGCUCCGGACACGACUACCUCGGUCGUCAGCACUACGGCUCCGGACACGACUACCUCGGUCGUCAGCACUUCGGUCCUCACCACCACUGCCCCCGAGACGACCACCUCGGUCCCCACCACCACCGCUCCUGAGACGACCACCUCGGUCAUCACAACUACGGCUCCGGACACGACCACCUCGAUCCUCACCACUACAGCUCCCGAGUCGACCACCUCGGUCCUCACCACUACGGGUAUCGAUACGACCACCUCAGUCCUCACCACUUCCGCUGCCGAGACGACCACCUCGGGCAUUACCACUACCGCUCCUGAGACGACUAGCUCGGUCCUCACCACUACAGCUCCCGCGACGACCAGCUCGGUCCCCAUCACUACAGCUUCGGACACGACCACCUCGGUCCUCACCACUACCACUCCCGAUACGACCACCUCGGUCCUCACCACUACGGCUCCUGAGACGACUACCUCGGUGCUCAUCACUACAGCUCCCAAGACAACGUCCUCGGUCCUCACCACCACUGCCCCCGGAACGACCACCUCGGUCCUCACCACCACUGCCUCCGAGAUGACCACCUCGGUCGUCACCUCUACGGCUCCAGAGACGACCACUUCGGUCCUCACCACUACGGCUCCGGAUACGACCACCUCGAUCCUCACCACUACAGCUCCCAAGACGACCACUUCGGUUCUCACCACUACGGGUCUCGAUACGACCACUUCGGUCCUCACCACUUCCGCUCCCGAGACGACCACCUCGGGCGUCACCACUACCGCUCCUGAGAUGACCAGCUCGGUCCUCACCACUACGGCUCCCACAACGACCAGCUCGGUCCUCAGCAGUACAGCUCUGGACACGACCACCUCGGUCCUGACCACCACCGCCCCCGAGACGACCACCUCGGUCCUCACCACCACCACCCCUGAGACGACCACCUCGGUACUCACCACCACUGCCCCCGAGAUGACCACCUCGGUCCUCACCACUGUGGCUCCAGAAACAACAACCUCUCUCCUCACCACUACGGCUCCGGACACGACCACCUCCGUGCUCACCACCACCGCUCCUGAGACGACCACCUCCGUCCUCUCCACUAUAGUUCCGGACAUGACCACCUCGGUUCUCACUACCGCCGCCCCUGAGACGACCAUCUCGGUCCUCACCACCACAGCCCCUGAGACGACCACCUCUGUCCUCACCACUACGACUCCCGAGUCAUCCACUUCGGUCCUCACUACUGGGGCUCCACGGAUGACCACAUCGGUCCUCACCACUGUGGCUCCGGAGACAACCACAUCGGUCCUCACCACUGGGGCUCCGGAUACGGCCACCUCGGUUGUCACCACAACCGCGCCAGAGAUGACCACCUCGGUUUUCACCACUACUGCUCCAGAGACCACCACCUCGGUCCUCACUACUACUGCUCCGGAGAUGACCACAUCAGUCCUCACCAGUGCAGCUCUGGAUACGACCACCUCGGGUCUCACUGCUACCACUUCAGAGACGGCCACCUCGGUCCUCACCAGUAGUGCUCCCGUGACGACUACCUCGGUGCUCAUCACCACGGCUCAGGAGACGACCACCUCGGUCCUCACCAGUACUGCUCCCGAAAUGACCACCUCAGUCCACACUAGUACGGCUUUUGACACCACCACCUCUGUCCUCACUACUACUGCUCCCAAGACGACCACCUCGGUCCUCACCACUACGGCUCCAGAUACGACAAUCUCUGUCCUCACCACUAUGGCUCCAGAUACGACCACCUCAGUUCUCACCACGACCACUCCCAAGACCACCACCUCGGUUCUUACGACUACGGCUCUGGAGACGAUGACCUCCAGCCUCACCCCUACGGUUCCAAACACGAGCACGUCGGUUCUCACUACUACCGCUCUUAAAACAUCCACCUCCACCCUAACCAUCCCCACUACACCAGACCCUUGCAACCCUGAUGUAACCUCCCCCACUUCACCAGAGCCGUGCAUGCCUGAUAUAACCACCCCCUCUUCACCAGACCCUUGCAUUCCUGAUAUAACCACCCCCUCUUCACCAGACCCUUGCAUUCCUGAUAUAACCACCCCCUCUUCACCAGACCCUUGCAUUCCUGAUAUAACCACCCCCUCUUCACCAGACCCUUGCAUUCCUGAUAUAACCACCCCCUCUUCACCAGACCCGUGCAUGCCUGAUAUAACCUCCCCCACUACACCAGACCCCUGCAUUCCUGAUACAAUGACCCCUGCUAUACAUGACCCCUGCCUCCCCGGUACAACCACUUCUACCGCCCCUGCAGCCACUACCAUUCCUAUGUGUUCUGUGACCACCCCGGAUACCAAUGACCACAUCUGUGGAGGUACCUCUCCUCUGGGGACAUUCUCGUUUGCUCUCUACCUGCCGGCCCUUGCUGGACUGCUGCUGGUGAACCUGCUCUCCUGA